UCUUUCUUCUAUCGUCAUCCACCUCCUACAAUCGCCCCUCUUCUCUCUCUCGGCUUUACAAAUCAGUUUUUUUUUUUUCUCUCCCAUCUCAGUUCUCACCCACUGCCGUGUCCACUGGUUUUUGCCCGAUCAGACCCGUAUUCCGUGUCGGAAUCCGUGUCGACACGGGUACUGAACCCCAAAUUGCCGAGUCCGGGUAACGAAGCAUAUGAUUGUGGUGACAACCUUAAAUUCCCUGAAUGACUAGAUUGUCUUUCAUGAUUUUGCUCCUUUUAUCUGACUAGGAUUACCUUGGCUUGCUUUUCAUUUUAUUAUGCAUCAACUCCAUAUUUCCUGCCUUAUUUUGGAUGCCCAUUAAUCCUUAGUACUCGAAACUUGCCACCUGCGAAGACAAGGCAGGCUUUUUUAUGUAGAAUGUCAGUGUAUAUGGCCUGUCAAGUGGGAAGAAUCAAUUUGCAAGCAGGUUUAUCAAUAUCGGAGAAUGAUGUCGUUGCAAGUUCAUGUCUGACGCUUGCAACUUGUGCAAUCCAGAGGUGGAGCAAUGAGCUUAGUUUAAGUGGACAAUCUUCGAAGAUUGGUUUAAAGUCUUUAACGUUCCCCAAAAAGAGUUCAACACAAAGACAUGGUUGGAAAAUAGCAUUGGCCUUAGACACUGGUGGGGUGCCUGGAAAUGGUGAAGAUAGUCUCAACAGUGACAGCUCUAAUCUUGGUGGUACUCGACUGGGCAGGAUAGUAAGUGCAGGUGGGAGGCAGCUAUUAGAGAAGUUGAACUCGGCAAGAAAGAACUUCCCCAUGAAGAUAUUCCUCCUCCUUUUGGGCUUCUAUACUGCAAAUGCUUUGGCAACUAUUCUUGGACAAACAGGUGAUUGGGAUGUAUUAGUUGCUGGGGUUGUUGUUGCUGCAAUCGAGGGGAUCGGUAUGCUUAUGUACAGAAAGUCCCCUUCUUUAAAAACUGGAAGAUUGCAGUCGAUUGUGGUAAUGGUUAACUAUUGGAAAGCCGGAGUGUGCUUAGGUCUUUUUGUUGAUGCUUUUAAAUUAGGUAGUUAACUUGAACUUCUGCUAUUGGGUUGGGGCUUCCUUUUUGAAUGUAUUUUACAUAUAGCCCUGGCUCUAUCGAUAGAUUGUCAACUAGGUGAGAAAUGUAUGAUAACCAUUGCCCAUGUAUUUUGCAAAUAAAAAUUCCCUGUUGGGUCAAGAA
Messenger RNA from Gossypium raimondii (Peruvian cotton), 1198 nucleotides. RefSeq names its product ycf20-like protein. The transcript has 3 exons. Lineage: Eukaryota; Viridiplantae; Streptophyta; Magnoliopsida; Malvales; Malvaceae. Bases 415 to 1047 code for a protein of 210 amino acids. The record is from RefSeq and is a predicted model, not a curated record.